Dentiscutata erythropus is the source of this 161-nucleotide messenger RNA. Lineage: Eukaryota; Fungi; Glomeromycota; Glomeromycetes; Diversisporales; Gigasporaceae. The record is from the annotation of a GenBank genome assembly.
AAUUAGAUUUAGAUAGUGGGUAUAUAGAGAGACAAAAUCUAGAACUACAGACUAAAGUAUCGUUUGAGACUGCGAGUCGUGUUGAUAUCAAGUCUGCAGGACAGCCCGGUGGAUUAGCCGGUGAAGAUUCAGAAACUUCAUUUGUGCUUGUUCACUUAUAA